Tyto alba (common barn owl) is the source of this 5418-nucleotide messenger RNA. It is a transcript of the gene PAK6, whose product is annotated as p21 (RAC1) activated kinase 6. Gene Ontology annotation, biological process: intracellular signal transduction; regulation of MAPK cascade; protein phosphorylation. NCBI's taxonomy places the organism in Eukaryota, Metazoa, Chordata, Aves, Strigiformes, Tytonidae. The record is from RefSeq and is a predicted model, not a curated record. Gene Ontology annotation, cellular component: cytoplasm. Gene Ontology annotation, molecular function: ATP binding; protein serine/threonine kinase activity.
GAAUUCUUCUAACACCUCUGCUGACAGCCAGAAAGAGGGGGCGUGUGGCACUGAUACACUCCUCCACGGCAGCUGGCAUUGGGGUAGUGCUGGUGAGUAAGCAGCGGCGAGCUCGAUGGGUUUGCAUGUGUGUAAGACUGAACCAGGAGCUUUCUGAAGAAGCUUUAAGAUGAAAUUGCUGAGAAUUUUUGCCUGAAGCAAGGGAUGUUUCCUGUGUUUAAGACAAGCAGCAACCUGCAGUCAGAAGGAAGAAACGACGGAAUUCACUCCAGAAGUAUUUCUCUGGGAUCUUUUUUUUCAAGGGACCAAAAAAGGAGACAACAGUGAGGAGAAGGCAAGAUGGUCCCAAGAGGCUCUGCUGUCGGCAUCUGUCGUUUUCCUUGGAACAGGAAUCUGAGGCUUCUCCGUGCUGAGUGCUUGUGUGUCCCAUCCACUACCACACCCUGAAAUCAAACUCGGCAGCUUAGGUGAACCAGGCACUGUACAAACAUGUCAGACUUGCCUCCACCCCUUUUUCUUCUCCCGCUUUCUCCUGCCGUCUUUCUCGCUCAAGUUUAUCGGCGUGUCAGCGGAUCACUGUGGCAGAGCAUUCCCACCUCACCUCUGGUUACGGAGCAAUGAGGAGUCAGGGGACACUAAUGCUUUAAUGUAUUUGGGGACAGAGUACUGAAAAAACAGAAGAGAAGUUUGUGGCUGGCAUCAUGUUCCGCAAGAAGAAGAAGAAACGCCCAGAGAUCUCGUCUCCACAGAACUUUGAGCACCGUGUCCACACUUCCUUUGAUCCAAAGGAGGGCAAAUUUGUGGGCCUGCCACCUCAAUGGCAGAAUAUUCUAGACACACUGAGGCGCCCCAAGCCAGUGGUAGACCCUUCAAGGAUCACAAGGAUGCAACUCCAGCCUAUGAAGACGGUGGUGAGGGGCAGCACUGUGGAAGUGGAAGGCUAUAUCUCCGGGAUACUCAACGACAUCCAGAAGCUUUCUGCCAUCAGUUCGAACACUCUGAGGGGAAGGAGCCCCACCAGCCGGAGGAGAGCGCAGUCCCUUGGGCUCCUGGGGAGGACAGACCCAGACAUGUAUCUGCAGAGCCCUGAAGCAGACUGGGCAGACAAAUACGGAAACUACCUCAAUUGCAAUGGUGGGAGCAAGGUGACCCGGAGGCAGACUAUGUGGCCAGAUUACAAACCCCGAUUGGAAGGCCAGGCUCAUCCCAAUGGUAUGGUAAUGAAAGCACAGUCCCUCGGGCCUUCAGAGUUCCAGGGCGCUGACGGCAGCUGCCUCCAGCGUGCCUCUGCUUUGCAGCACAUGCCAACUCUACCGGGUGAGAGCGAGAAGACUGGAAAAAAGAGCUUGGAAGAGUGCUGGCCUCAGCCUUGUCUCGUACGCCAAGCAAACUCCAGGCCCUCUGGGGAGGGCAGCCCUAGCUCCAAGUCAAGGGAGAACAGCUUGAAGAGGAGGCUGUUACGCAGUGUGUUCCCCUCAUCCGGCGGCUCAAACAAGUCAGGCCCUUCCCUGCAGAUAAAGCCCAGUGCUUUCUUCAGGCCCCAGCAAUGGGGUUCACCACGCAGCCCUGCAGCCAAAGCCCAGUCUCUUCCACCAGAUCAGCCUGCAUCCGAUUUCCCCAGGAUGAUCUCAGAAGCUGGGACACCCCAGAAAUCACCAACAGUGGAGAAGGCAAUUGCAGUGCCUCAAGGCAGGCCGUCACCAGCAGGGUCUCCCAGGAACCGGCAAACUCAGACCAGUUCUAGCAACCUUCACCUUCCCCAGGACUCUUCUGUGAAAGGGCAGCUGGCCAGCGAGGACCCGGUGGUUGUGACUCAUGAGCAGUUCAAAGCUGCCCUUAGGAUGGUUGUGGACCAGGGGGAUCCGCGGACAUUGCUGGAGAAUUAUGUAAAGAUUGGUGAAGGAUCCACAGGUAUUGUCUGUAUUGCUCGAGAGAAGCACUCGGGGCGGCAAGUGGCAGUGAAAAUGAUGGAUCUGAGAAAGCAGCAGCGCCGGGAGCUCCUUUUCAAUGAGGUGGUGAUAAUGAGGGACUAUCAACAUGUCAACGUAGUGGAGAUGUACAAGAGCUAUCUAGUGGGAGAGGAGCUCUGGGUGCUGAUGGAGUUCCUGCAGGGCGGAGCCCUCACAGACAUUGUCUCUCAGAUCAGGCUAAACGAAGAGCAAAUUGCAACAGUGUGUGAAUCAGUGCUGCAGGCUCUGUCAUAUCUUCACUCUCAGGGGGUCAUUCACCGAGACAUUAAGAGCGACUCCAUUCUUUUGACACUGGAUGGAAGGGUCAAACUCUCAGAUUUUGGCUUCUGUGCUCAGAUCAGUAAAGAUGUACCUAAAAGGAAGUCCCUAGUAGGUACUCCUUACUGGAUGGCUCCAGAAGUUAUUGCAAGGAUACCAUACACUACCGAGGUGGAUAUCUGGUCUCUGGGCAUCAUGGUGAUAGAAAUGGUGGAUGGAGAACCCCCCUAUUUUAGUGAUUCUCCAGUCCAGGCAAUGAAGAGACUCCGUGACAGUCCUCCUCCCAAGCUGAAAAACUUCCACAGGACCUCCCCCGUUCUGAGAGACUUCUUGGAAAGGAUGUUGACACGGGAUCCGCUAGAAAGAGCAACAGCACAAGAACUUCUGGAUCACCCCUUUUUGCUCCAGACAGGACUUCCAGAGUGCCUAGUCCCCCUUAUCCAACAAUACAGAAAGCGUACCUCUACCUGCUGACUUGACAUAAGGGGAAAUGCUAGGAAAAAGUAAUGUUUAUUAAAAAAAAAAAUCAAGAGACCAGGCAGUCUUAUCCUGUGAAUGGUGCUUGGGGCUUUUCAGCAAUCAUUUUAAAGGAUGAAUGUGAAUACUGUCCUUGCAUUCUCAGCCUUUUGUGGCUUCUCUUUUGCUGAAGACAAUCAAUACAUACUAGAUCCAAAUAAGACCAAGUAUGUCUCAAGAAUAAAGCAGGUAUUUCGUGGUUUGUGGAUCGCUUCUUCCAAAGAAUGGCAUUUUAAAGCAGAGUCUGAAGUUGCAUAUCUGAAUGCCUGCAAGUUCCUGCAAACCUUGGCUGCUGACUACUGAACUGGAACAAUAUUUCCCAAUUAGAAAUGUGAUCUUUGUUUCCUUAGUUCUACACUGGAGUCUUGAGCUGACUCAAAUGUACAUUUUUGGGGCACAGACCCCUUUAAACUCUCAAACAAUGCACAAAGACUUGACAAUUUUUUCCUCUGAGACUUUUUCACAGAUGAUUUUCAUUUCCUUCGGUUAAAUGUGGACCUAGAAAACUGUACGUAUUUUCCUAGGGAGCAGAUGUGAUAUGUAUAUAUUUGUUUCUUAAUGGCACUCUUGCAUCAACAUGCUUCUCUUGCUGAGGAAUAUGUAUGGUUUAGUGGUCAAUCUUGAAUCCAUUUCAUGAUCUUAAACUUUUGGAGGGGGGAACCCUUGGAUACAGGCCUCCGAACGGACUCUGUGAAGACAAGUGUUCUUGCCACCAGGAUCUUGUGGUUGAAAAUUGACAGUAUGCAACACCUCCCAUGCUGGUUGGAACAGAGAGUCUGUGAAAGCUUGUUUCUAUGUUUGGUUUCCAGGCAUCUUUCCUUCCAAGUCCUUUCUCCCAAGAGAGCCUGAGAAAUGCUGCCCUGAGACACUUGUUGGGCAGCACUUGGGGGAUGCUCUGGGAGACUGAAUGAAAAAAAGUCUCAGCUGUCCUGCAUAUCCCAGGAGAGAUUUUUGUGUUUGUGUGAGACGGUUUGUUGAGCCUCUAUCUCCCCUGCUUGCUGCUGCAGAAACACGGGGAGAAGAGAAACUUUUGAUGUAUGUUUUGUUAUUGGUAUGCCCUUCCCCACCAUCCCUUUGCUGGUACAUCUGGAAGGUUACUGGUUGUGUAAACAGCUCUUUCAGUUAUUUUAAAAUAGAUUUAGAUAUUUUGUAUGAUACACUUUCUGAGCAGUGAGAUAGUCAAGGUAAUUGGACUCUAGGUCAGGAUGUAACAUUGUACAGUAAUGGUGUGUAUUGUUGUGAGGUCUCAAGACUAUAAUCUUAUAUGUGGAACUGGGAUCCUAUUAUGAAACUCCAAACACAAAUUUAUUGGAAUUUAAGUUAUUCUCGGGACAGUCCUACUGUCUCAGAAAACUAACCUCAUAAUUGCAUUUUCUUCAGAAGAUGUUAAUAAUCUCUAUCCUCUAUUUACUCCAGUUACAGAUCCUGCUUCAGAAUUGAAGCCACAGUUGAUUACUUGAAGUAAUUUGGGAUGGAAUUCAUCUGCACUAAUGCCAGCCAUCUAGAUGGUGGGCACCCAGUCUGCGAAGCAUAUAGGUUGGCUCUGUAGACCGAGGUGAGAGGAACACCUCCAGAGGGUGAUUCAUCUCCUUAGCUCAGAUACCUGCUGAAGGGUGAAAUCGCUGUCUCUCGAUACCACUCUGCCUGUGGCCAGUAGUGCGAUCGUAGGUGGUUUGCCUAGACUGGAUGUCUAAGUUUGGGGCUGAUGAAGUUGGUUGAAAUUAAUUCAUUUAGCUCCUCCUUAGCUGCACUGGAAAUUUUUUGAUGUAAAAUGUUUCUGUAUUCCAGAUAUACUGCUUUUUUUAUGCAAAAGAGCAGGGCUUUGAAAAGAUUUAUAAUUUGAAACAAAUGAUCCUGCUCAUCUGUAGUUGUGAAUCCUUUGCACUUGUGUUUUAAAUUAAAGUAGAUCUUGAUUUAUUCAUAAGCCUGUUGCGGUGCUGAGAUGCUUUAAAAUAUGUUUAUAGUUCAGAGAUGUAAGGGAAGUGUGAACCUUUAAGUCUGGUCUAACUUACCUAUUCUGUGGCUAUGUGGCUUUUAAAACAAGAAGAGACCAUAGCAGGAGCCUGAAUCCUGAAACAAACAUUUCUGGGAGACAGGGAUGACAGGUUUAAUAUUUAACGCCGUUUUAUACUUUGGCCCAAGUCUGACUAAACACAGUGAGGGAAGGCCCUUGAAAGAUUGCAUGCAAGUAUCUUAUAAAAUUUUAAAAACUCAUUACCAUAUUUGUGAAGAAUGCAGAAAGGAUCCAUCUUCCUGUCCAAUAUAGAAUUAAGUGUCUGAUUCUUGUGUUUCUCUCUUUACAGUUCGUGCAUGGCAUAUCACAUCAGCAAUUAAUUGCUCCAUUACUUAGAUGAGUGUGGAAUCAAAUAUAAAUCCUAAAAUAAACCUAGAUUAGUUAAAAGAUUGAAGCUCUGUCUCCAGGGCCAAGAGCUCCUUCCCCAGGAACCAGGCAGCCGGUCAGGAGAAUUAUGAUAAGCAGAGCAGGUUUGUAAUUUGCAUUGCAGUAGUAUUCAGGAGUGGGAUUUCUUGUAUGCUAAGUGAUAUCUAAGUGUGUAACAAAAUGUAGCCUCUUCUCUGAAGAGCUCAUAGCCUACUCAGUGGAUAAUUAUACUUUGAGAUGUUGUUUUCUCUGAAUAUCUUUUUGUAUAUGCUUUCAACAAGGUUACACUUACGU